AUGGAGAGAGAAGAGUCGAUCGCUGAAGAGAUAUCCGACGUGCCAGUUGCUGGUGGUGCCUCCGCACAUGGCAACACUGUCGAAAACAGCAUCCCCCUCGCGAACUUGAGCUGCAGCAGCAGCAGCUGCUUCAGCAGAAGCCGUAGCCGAAGCCACACCCGGAGCCGCAGCAGGAGCCGCAGCAGGAGCCACAGCAGGAGCCGCAGCAGGAGCUGCAGCGGGAACCGCAGUAGAAGCAGCAGCUGUAGUUCUGUAGGCAGCAGCUGCCCCUCGAUUUCAGACCCUAGCAGCGCAGACGAAGCGGAAGAUCAUCAAGCCGAAGGAAGGGAAGACAGCAGCAGCUACUCUCUGUCUCCUCUCCCCAUCACUUCUACGUCGGCUGCACCACAAAUCCUCUUCGGAGGCUGCGGCAGCACAAUGGAGAGCUGCAGCAAGGAGCGAGAAGAACCUCAUUUUGGCGCUCUGCAGUUUGAAUUCAGGUGGCAGCAAACGCUGGUCCCCGCUGCUGCCCUUCGCUCUCUCUGCUGCAGCGGGGACACUGGGGCUGUGUGCAGCUGCAGCAACUGCAGCAGCUGCGCAGCAAGACGCAGACAGAUAGCCAAGCAACGCCGUGGCCGAGGGCAGUCGCGUGUUCGGGGGAGCCAAUCCACUGCAGCCGCAGCGCCGAAGACGGUUGCUGCAGCAGCAGCCGCUGCAGCAGCUGAUUGGGAGCUGCUCAAUGAGCAGGCAGCAGCAGCAGACGAUUCUCGCUGCUGCCGCGUCCCGUUCGUCCUCAGGCGGCGGCGCAGUAAGCUUCCGCAGGAGCGGCUAGAGGCUGAGCUGCAGCAAGCGCUGCUGCUGCUGCACGGGAUUCCUUUUUGUAACCUCCCGUUGCAGCUGCAUGCUUGCUGCCCAGAUGUGACAGAUACUCUUCAAGACCUGCUGGUCUAUCCCUGCUGCGGCGGAGGCACAAGGAAGCAAGGAAGAAGCAGCAGCAGCGGCCGCGCGCUGACAAGAGUGCCGCCGCAGGUGACUGUCAGCAGCGGCCCCGCAAUCUCUCUGAGCCUUCGGUGUCCAGGACUACGGGUUGGGUCCUUCACGAAAUCCAGCAGCAGCAGGGACAGCAGCAGCAGCAAAAGCAGCAGUGGCUGCAACUGUUGCUUUGGCGAUGCUGCGGUGCCUGAUCUCAGAGCCCUCACCAGCGGCAACAGCAGUAUCCGAGCUGCUGGAGCACUUUGUCCAGCGGUUUCAGCAGCAGCAGGUGCUGCUAUAGCGGGCUGUGCUGCGACAGGCGGUGCUAAAACACCUGCUGCAGCAACGUGUGCUGCUGCUGGUGAUACUUGCGCGUUGUGCUUAUCGUCAUUUCAAGAUAAAGAUAGGGCUUUGUCCUGCCCGCAGUGCGGAGUGUACGUACACCUCACCUGCGCAGGCCGUUUUGCGCUGCAGCAGGAAUCUGAAGCAAGAAAGCAGCAGCAGCUUGCAGAAACAGCGUCGAAAGCACCUGAUGGAGCUACUCAAGCAGCAGCAACUGAUGAUGAUGACGAUGAGCAUUAUCGGCUGGUCCCCGCCUACUGGUGGUGCUGUUCCUGCAGUCGCAGAGUGUUUUGGGGCUUCAUUUUAAACCACCUAUUUGAAAGACGCAGCAGGAGCCCUUCACAGACAGAAGCAGCGGCGGCAGUAGCGGCAGCACAAGCUACCAGUACUGUUGACAAUGAAACUGCGGCCUGCGUAGGGCAGAUUCCGUACGACGGCUCAGUGACAGAGCCAUCUCGUGCCGCUGUUGCUGCUGGUGCAGCAGAGGCAGCAGAGAGCACUCCGAGCAAUGCGGCAGCAGCCGCUACUUGUCAAAGUGCUGGUGAUCCCCCAGCAAAGCGAAAGGCAUCACAGGCUAUGGCGGGAUGUGCCGGUGCUGGUGCAGCUGCUGCAGCUGCUGUUGUUGAAGGCGCACACUUCAAGCGAUGCAGGGAAGAAAACGCUUCCUUCUCGCAGAAAGAGGGAGUACCGCCGCCGGCUUCCCUUUCUGCUGGCGCCUCCAUAUGCACCAGCAACAGCAACGGCGAACGCAGCAGCUUGCUUUUCAUUCCUCCAUUGCUAGAGCGGCUGCGGCUACAGAGCUCGCAAAGCCAGCCAAAUAAGUAA
Molecule: messenger RNA, 2118 nt
Organism: Eimeria tenella
Lineage: Eukaryota; Apicomplexa; Conoidasida; Eucoccidiorida; Eimeriidae
Exons: 3
Coding region: 1-2118 (705 amino acids)
Source: RefSeq, a predicted model, not a curated record